AUGUCUCGCCCCGAGCCCCGUGCGCAACGAUUUGGAUCCGCAUCGCCCUUCUUUCUCUCGCACAAAUCGUGCGUCACGAGGCACCGCCUCUGCUUCUCGCUUCCGCCCACGCAGCCGCCAGCGAGCUCUCUAGCCGCCGCCAUCCUUCUCCGAUUGGAACUCGAGCGCGCACGCCAAGCGGCCAAGGUGAGAUCGGAGGCCGAUGUCUCUUCCUCGAAUCGCGCCCGGACCCGCUGCUCCUCUUCCUCUUCGAGAAAACCGCACGGGGUCGGGGCGUCGGGCACCAGUGCCUUGGCGACAUUAGAGCUGCCAGUGCUACACUGCUACCCCUGUUCUUUGGCGUCGAACGGAGUGCUGCGGGGCUUGUCGUCCCAAGCUGCACUCAGCCAAAUCCUGCUGCAGGCCUUUAAUUGGGAGUCAUGGAACAAGGGAGGACCCGGAUGGUACGACUACCUGCAGAGCCAGGUCGACGACAUCACCGCCGCCGGGAUCACCCAUGUGUGGCUACCACCGCCGUCGCACUCCGUGGACGCGCAAGGUUAUCUUCCGGGGCGGCUGUACGACCUGAACGUGUCCCAGUGCAUCGCCGACAUCGUCCUCAACCACCGCACGGCGGAGAGCAAGGACGGCCGCGGCGUCUACUGCAUCUUCGAGGGCGGCACGCCGGACGGCCGCCUCGACUGGGGCCCCCACAUGAUCUGCCGCAACGACAGCUACUCCGACGGCACGGGCAACGCCGACACCGGCCUGGACUACAAGCCGGCGCCGGACCUCGACCACCUGAACGACGUCGUCCGGAGCGACCUCACGGGGUGGCUCCAGUGGAUGAAGAGCGACGCCGUCGGCUUCGACGGCUGGCGCCUCGACUUCGCCAACGGCUACUCCCCGGCCGUCGCCGGCAGGUACAUCAGCAGCACGACGCCCGACCUCGCGGUGGCGGAGAUAUGGACGGACCUGGCGUACGAGCAGGACGGGAGGCCGCGCGCCGACCAGGACGCGCACCGUCAGGUCCUCGCGGACUGGGUGGACGCCGUCGGCGGCCCCGCGGCGGCGUUCGAUUACACGACCAAGGGCAUCCUCCAGGCCGCGCUCAACUUCAGCCAGCUGUCGUGGAUGAAGGACGCCCAGGGGAGGGCGCCCGGUCUGGUUGGCCUGCGCCCACAUCAGGCCGUCACGUUCGUUGACAACCACGACACCGGUUCAAAGACGCAUCAGCUCUGGCCGUUCCCGCCGGCGAUGAUCUUGCAGGGCUACGCCUACAUCCUCACGCAUCCAGGCAUCCCUUGCAUCUUUUACGACCAUUUCUUCGAUCCGGACAUGAAAGACCAGAUCACUACGAUGAUGAAGAUAAGGACGCGGAACAAGAUUGGGCCGGCCAGCAAGUUGCGGAUUCUCCUUGGGGGCAGGGCGUAA
Messenger RNA from Miscanthus lutarioriparius, 1413 nucleotides. The record is from the annotation of a GenBank genome assembly. NCBI's taxonomy places the organism in Eukaryota, Viridiplantae, Streptophyta, Magnoliopsida, Poales, Poaceae.